This is a messenger RNA of Malassezia pachydermatis, 1527 nucleotides long. RefSeq names its product fumarate hydratase. Lineage: Eukaryota; Fungi; Basidiomycota; Malasseziomycetes; Malasseziales; Malasseziaceae. Gene Ontology annotation, cellular component: tricarboxylic acid cycle heteromeric enzyme complex; mitochondrion. The transcript has a single exon. Gene Ontology annotation, biological process: malate metabolic process; fumarate metabolic process; tricarboxylic acid cycle. Bases 1 to 1527 code for a protein of 508 amino acids. Gene Ontology annotation, molecular function: fumarate hydratase activity. The record is from RefSeq and is a predicted model, not a curated record.
AUGGCUCUUGCCCGCUCGGUAAUUACUGCUGUGCCCCUGCGUGCCGCCCGCGCCCCAGCACGUGUCGUUGGCACGAUGCGUUUGCCUCUGCGCACCAUGUCUACGAGUGCUUCUCUGCAGGAGCGAAAGUUCCGUGUCGAGCGCGACACGUUCGGUGAGCUGCAAGUGCCGGCGGACCGCUACUGGGGUGCACAGACCCAGCGUUCGUCGAUGAACUUCAAGAUCGGCGGCCAGCGUGAGCGCAUGCCUGAGCCGCUGAUCUCGGCUUUCGGUGUCCUGAAGAAGGCCGCCGCGACGGUGAACAAGGAGUACGGUCUUGACCCGAAGAUUGCGGAUGCGAUCUGUGCGGCGGCCGACGAGGUGAUCUCGGGCAAGCUGCACGACCACUUCCCGCUGGUCGUCUUCCAGACAGGUUCGGGUACGCAGUCGAACAUGAACGUGAACGAGGUCAUUUCGAACCGUGCCAUUGAGAUGCUCGGCGGUGAGCUCGGCUCGAAGAACCCUGUGCACCCGAACGACCACGUGAACCGUAGCCAGAGCAGCAACGACACGUUCCCGACGGCGAUGCACAUUUCGGCGGUGCUGGAGAUCAAGCGUGAGCUGCUGCCUGCACUCCACCGUCUGCACGACGCGCUGAAGGCCAAGCAGGAUGAGUUCAAGGACAUUAUCAAGAUUGGCCGUACGCAUCUGCAGGAUGCGACUCCGCUGACGCUCGGCCAGGAGUUCAGUGGCUACGUGCAACAGAUGGAGAACUCGAUUGCGCGUGUUGAGGCUGUGCUUCCGCGUCUCCGUAUGCUUGCGCAGGGCGGUACGGCUGUGGGUACCGGUCUGAACACCUUCAAGGGCUUUGACACGAAGGUGGCCAAGGAGAUCUCGAACAUCACUGGCGAGGAGUUCAUUACGGCGCCGAACAAGUUCGAGGCGCUGGCGACCCACGAUGCCAUGGUCGAGGCGUCGGGUGCGAUGAACACAGUGGCCGUGUCGCUGAUGAAGAUCGCGAACGACAUUCGUUACCUCGGCUCGGGUCCGCGCUGCGGUCUUGGUGAGCUGUCGCUUCCGGAGAACGAGCCUGGCUCGUCGAUCAUGCCGGGCAAGGUCAACCCGACGCAGUGCGAGGCGCUCACCAUGGUGGCCGCGCAGGUGAUGGGCAACAAUGUCGCUGUGUCUGUCGGCGGCUCGUACGGUCAGUUUGAGCUGAACGUGUUCAAGCCCGUGAUUGCGAAGAACCUGCUUUCGAGCGUUCGUCUGCUUGCGGACGGUGCGGACUCGUUCACCGAGCACUGCGUGGUGGGCAUCCAGGCGAACAAGCAGCGUAUCCACCAGCUGCUGAACGAGUCGCUCAUGCUGGCCACGGCUCUGAACGCUCGUCUUGGUUACGACAAUGUCGCCAAGGCUGCGAAGAAGGCGCACCACGAGGGCCUUACGCUCAAGGAGGCCACCGUGGGUCUCGGCCUGCUUACGCCGGAGGAGUUUGACGAGCAGGUGCGUCCUGAGCUCAUGCUGGGCCCGAACGACCCGCCGAAGUAA